Capsaspora owczarzaki ATCC 30864 is the source of this 971-nucleotide messenger RNA. RefSeq lists its product as hypothetical. Bases 21 to 854 code for a protein of 277 amino acids. The record is from RefSeq and is a predicted model, not a curated record. The transcript has 4 exons. NCBI's taxonomy places the organism in Eukaryota, Filasterea, Ministeriida, Capsasporidae.
UUUCCGAACGGUACCGCUCCAUGUCUGGCCAAAGCGAGCUCGUGCUCUACGGCGACUUUCUCUCGCAGUGCGUUCGCCGUGUGGCCAUCUUCCUCCGGCACAAUGACAUUGCCUAUGAAUACCGCGCGUUCGAUCUGCUUCGGCGUGAAAACCGGACGUCGCCGACGUACGUUGCGUUGAAUCCCAACAUGACAGUGCCGACGCUCGUCGACCGCUCAGACGCAGCCAAGCGCGCCGUCAGCGCAGACGUCCCAGCACCUGGGGCCGAGAUUGACAUCCCGCCGAGCGCCGCCGAGGGUGGUUUUGUCCUGUUUGAGAGUAACACCAUUAUUCGCCAUGUCGCUACGACACGCCCGCUCAAGGAUCAGGCGCUGUACCCGAGCAUCGAGCAAAAUCCGUACCGACGCGCUCAGAUUGACCAAUGGCUCGAUUGGACGAUUAGUGCGCUGCGACCGCACGUGUCCCUGCUCAUGCGUACUGCGUACUUUCUGCCGCUCAUCAACUCGACUCCCAUCGACAGCGCCGCAGUCGCUACCGUGAGCGAGCGCGUCGUUCUUGCCAUUGAAGCGCUGGAGAGGCACUUGGCUGCAAAGCUCACGAGCGCAAACCACACCGCCAGUGCGCUUUUCCUGGUUGGAAACAAGGCUUCGAUCGCCGACUUGUCGGCGCUUUGCGAGUAUUCGCAGCUCGCCAUCAUCGGCUUCACGCCCAUCGAGAGCGAGUCGGCAACCUAUCCCGCUGCCGCAGCCUGGCGAAACUCUGUGCUCGCAGCCUUCCCACACAUUUCUGACGACGACCUCAACGCCCGCCUGUUGCACGUGAGGGAAUCGGCUCUCAAGCUGCCUCGUGUGUGAAUUACGUGUUUGCAAGCCGAGUCUGUUGGACGCUUAGAUGUGGAGCUCCCGCCCAUGUGUGAAUCGAGAUGUGAAAACAAUCAACAACCAAAAAAAAAAAAAAAUCAAGUAGAAACG